ACUACAUCAGAAAGUCUAGGAGUACAACUUACGGGAUUCCUAUCCACUUAUUGUGUUUUCUCAGAUCUAUGAAGCAAUUAAAUAUGCACAUAUUACAUAUAUACUUUUCUACGAAUGAUGUUGAAAGUGAAGCGGUCAAUUUGGUUCUGUUUGUCUGUACUCGGCGUUCCUGCUCUACUUGAUCUAGCGUCCGUUGGCAUCCAUGAGUACUUUUUCAGGUGAAAGAAGUCAAGACGACCAAAGUUCUACGAGGCAUCGUUCACCUAUCAAAAGGAGAUCAAGAAGUCGUUCUCCUCAACAAAGUCGAGUGAGAUCAAAACGCAUAGUCAUUGCAAACAUCCCAUAUGAUUUAAAUUGGCAAAAACUGAAGGAGUUGUUUAGAGAACAAAUCGGGUUUACUGGCUUUCUACAGUUGUUUAAAAAAAAUGGAAAACCAAACGGUAUGGGUUUGAUGGAGUUCAAGACACUCGAAGGAGCACAAAAAGCUAUUGAGAUGAUGCAUCGGUUUGAAGUUGGAGACAGAAAAUUGGUUGUUCGACAAGAGACUGCUCGUGAUGCUGCUCGCUUUGCAUCAAUGGAAGUUGACGGAGGGCUUCUAAGUGAUUCUGGAAAUCCCAACGAGUCUGUAAAUAUGGCAGCAGCAGGACCUGUUUUCACUCCUCAAAUCUUAGGUCAAGUCGGUAUGGACGGGCCAAUCACUGAUUCUGUGUACGUCAGUAAUCUUGACUAUAGUGUAACGUGGCAGAAGCUUAAAGAUGUCUUCAAAUCAGCUGGGAAAAUUCUCAGCUCGGUUAUAAAAACAGACUCAGAAGGGAAUUCUCGUGGUGUUGGCAUAUUAAAAUUUUCGAAUGCGUAUGAAGCAGUCCAAGCCGUCAAUAUGUUUAACAACCAGAUAUUAAAAGACAGACCAAUGCGUGUAAAGAUUGAUCGCCAGGGUACUCCUGCUUCAAUGAACAUAGUUUAUCCCCCACAACAACGAACUGGCUCAUCUGGAAUUCUGGGUUCCACUGGUUCAAUGAUCCCCUCCAAUCCUAUCCUGACUGACCAACAACAAUCUUCAAAUAUUAUUGCUGCUCUUGUGACUUUACUUGGUUUGAAAACAAAUGCCGAUACAAAUCCUCAGAGUGGCAUAAUUGAAGUUCUUCGUAAUUUGGCGUCAAAUGCAAAUCUUUCUGGGGGUCUGAAUACUUUGGCAACUACUGGAUCAUCUAAUAACUCUUCCAACUUUACUGGUCAGUCAUUGUCAUCAAUCCCAGAUGCUUCACCAAGUUCAGGAAUCAAUCGAUCCUACUCAGGUCAACUCCCUCAAGAUGGAUUACAACAAUUAAUUUCAGCAGCUGUCGCUGGUGGAAUGUCUCAGACACAAAUAACCUCUGUAUUAUCGACUCUAGGUUUUUUCCAGAAUUCUCAUUCGGAUCAUCAGUCUGGUCAGUUGAAUGCUUCAAAUAUUAUUGGUCGAGAUGGUGGUGGGUGUGGUGACAGAAGCGUUGAUAGAUCACAUUUUGACAAUGGAUAUGUUGGUCGUUCAAAGUAUGAAAUUCCAGGUAAUUAUCGGGUAGAUUCUCGGAGUAACAGACAAGAUUCAUAUAAUAUUGGCGGUUCUCUGAUGAAAUCAGGGUCGCCUAAUCUUCCGGGCCGUGGAAGUUACUCUAGAUCAUCUGAUCGAGGACGUGAUGAAAAUGGUCCACAACAUAACAAUGAUCGACGUCAGAUACCUGAAAAAGUAGUUGUGAAAAAUCUUCCAUUCUCAUUUGAUUCACAUGAUGUGAAAAGAAUAUUCAGAGAAGUUGGAGAUCUAAACACUUGUAAUCUGGUAACAGACUCUCAAGGUCACUCUCAAGGAAUCGCAUUUAUCACCUAUGCAGAUAUUGAUGGUAUUUAUCGUGCAAUAGAUGCUUUUGACGGUAAAAUAUUUGAAGGACGACGUCUUCGAGUGCAUGCUGAAUAAUAAUAUUAGAUUGGAUUACGGUUUAUCUUACUUUUACAAAAAAUGUAUUCUUCGUUUAUACGAACAGUUAUGCACCGUCGAAUGUUUUUAUCGUUUCCUCCAGUUUGUGGCAACGUUCAUUUCUUCUUUACUGUAUAUCGAUAUUAUUGUUGUUAUUAUGUUUCCACCUGUGAAUGAACAUUGUUUGUUAGGUACAUGAAAUUCUUUUCAUUGCUUACAUGAUAAACAAUGAUAGUAAUAAUAAUCACAAAUGCAUAUGGGUUUAUAAAAUGUUUUAUUUUCUCUGUUUCCCACCAUUUUCGGAUUUUCUAUCUUUUUAUAUUUAUUGUUGUUGCCCGACGCAUUUUUAUUGUCCGUUUGUUAGUUUGUCGUUUUCACUUUCAUGCCGUUAUUACCGUUCAAAAAAUAAUCAUCGUCAUAGCCACUAUGGUUACUAAGGAAAUAUAACAUUUUUCUAUUAUGUGUUUCUGUAUUGUUACGUUCUAAUGUAAAUUGGUGGUUGUUAUGAAAAUAUGCAGUAAUAAAUAGAUCCCUUAGCUUUUUAUUAAUGGAU
Schistosoma intercalatum is the source of this 2501-nucleotide messenger RNA. Lineage: Eukaryota; Metazoa; Platyhelminthes; Trematoda; Strigeidida; Schistosomatidae. The record is from the annotation of a GenBank genome assembly.